Colletotrichum spaethianum is the source of this 732-nucleotide messenger RNA. Its product is annotated as MICOS subunit MIC26. NCBI's taxonomy places the organism in Eukaryota, Fungi, Ascomycota, Sordariomycetes, Glomerellales, Glomerellaceae. The coding region runs from base 1 to 732 and encodes 243 amino acids. The record is from RefSeq and is a predicted model, not a curated record. The transcript is spliced from 2 exons. Gene Ontology annotation, biological process: cristae formation. Gene Ontology annotation, cellular component: MICOS complex; mitochondrial crista junction.
AUGGAACGGAUAGCGCGCCGCGCCGUUGGCAGCGACGGUUAUGCUGGGAGGAUUCGCCCUGGCCCCCGAACUGCCUACGCUGAAGCUCCCGAGAGCAGCCAGUCCAAGAAGCCCAUCUACGACGACCCGGAGCUCCCCGCGACGAGCGGGACUCUCCCUCCUCCGAUCCCCCGGGCCGAGCAGCCUCCUCCGUCCGAAGAACCCAAGACCCGAGGACCUACUCCCACCGACCGUCUCGCCGUCCAGAUCGGCAAGGCGCGCCUGGCCCUCUACCAGUACGCCGUCGGCGCCGAGGAUGCCGUCAACCGGACGAUGGACAAGGCCUUCAAUCUCGAGCAGUCCUUCACCAGCACGAUCGCAUCCCUCGCUCCCCCCCGUGAGAGCGGCGAGAAGCUGAUGCCCGGAGCCAUCUACGUCCUCGUCGCCGCCAUGGCUGGCAGCAUCGUCACGCGCAACCGCAGUAUCGUUCUGCGCGCCACUGCCCCUCUGGCCCUCGGCAUCACCGCCGGCUGGACCGUCCUGCCCAUCACCAUGGGUAACGUCUCCAACCUUGCGUGGAAGUACGAGCAGCGGUUCCCCGUCGUCGCCCAGGGCCACCUCAAGCUCCGCGAGAGCAUCGAGAAUAGCUGGCGGAUGGCGAGACUCCACAGCGAGAUUGGUGUACGAUAUGUCGAUGAGAAGGUCACGGAUGCCCGGGAAACCGUUGAGGACUGGGUGAAGAAGGGCAAAUAA